AUGGUCGCCUGCGAUGUUGGAUACUUACUCUCACAGCUGUCGCUGCAGGAGAAGGUAAGUCUGCUGGCAGGGGCUGAUGGGUGGCAGACCCAAGAGGUUGCAAGACUAGGAAUAGGAUCGCUGAAGACGACGGAUGGCCCUUGUGGUGCAAGGGGCAAGUCCACCGUCGAUGGUCCAACGUCGGCCUUACUUCCAGCUCCCGUCGCUCAAGCUGCAACCUGGUCCACCAAGGCUGUGAGGGCUAUUGGCAGACUGUUGUGCGAAGAGGCAAAGACAAAAGCCGCCCAUGUGCUUCUGGCGCCUACGAUAUGCUGCGCUCGCAACCCACUAGGCGGAAGAAACUUCGAAUCAUUCAGUGAAGACCCCUUGCUUAGCGGUAAGCUGGCAGUCGAAUACAUUAGCGGCCUUCAGGAAUCGGGAGAAGUUGGUGCAACGGUGAAGCAUUUUGUCGCCAACGAACAAGAAGAAGGACGUUUCAUUAUUAACGUGAACGCUAGCGAGCGGACCCUGAGAGAGAUAUAUCUGCGUCCAUUUGAAAUGACUGUCAAGUCAGCAAAUCCACCAACUUGCGUUAUGACCGCCUACAACUGCGUAAAUGGUCUCCACAUGGACAUGAACCGCAAACUUCUUACGGAAACUCUUCGAAACGAAUGGGGUUUUGAUGGGGUAGUCAUGAGUGAUUGGGGAGGAACAAAUUCUAUGGCAGAGAGUCUGCUGGCUGGGCUUGACCUGGAAAUGCCAGGACCUGCUGCGCACCGUGGGGCCAACCUUCUUGCUCAUCUGCAGAAGGCACCAGACGAAGAAAUUCUUAAGGCAAUCGAUGCCUCAUGCUCUCGGGUGCUGCGACUGUUAAGAGGGAAGAAUUUGCUCGGCCUGUCUGCAACUGAGGUCGUGGAAUCUCGCAAUAGAACGGAGACGUCUUCGUACACCGACCUUGAUCAGCAAUUAUUGCGGUCGGUGGCAGCUGAUGGGAUAGUUCUCCUGAAGAAUUCGAAGGAGAUGCUGCCACUGACUCCCGAUAAAAUUCAUGGCAAGAGAGUCGCAUUUAUUGGUCCCAACUCUUUCCAUGGAACACCAAGUGGCGGUGGCUCAUCGAACCUGAAUCAACACUAUCAGACCCAUCCUAUGGAGGCAUUCAAAGCUAUAACGGCAAGUUUGGAUAUUAAAGUCGAUGUCGAGCAUUCCCCCGGUGCAUUUAGCUACAAGUACCUUCCUUUAGCAUCUAAUGAGCAAUGGCAUUCUCCGCGGCGGCUCCCCGGAAUGCAACAAAAGCACAUGCUCCGCCUCGACUUUUUUGCAUCGACAGACUUUUCCGGGCCAAUUCUGGAAACUCAGUACCGCAACAGUUCUAAUAUCGAUCUUUCUGACACCGCACCCGCUGGGCUGUCCGAGAAAGGAGAUCCAUAUUCCUUUCGUCUUUCAACUACGGUUACGCCAAAGUCUUCUGGAAUGCACGAUUUCGGUAUAGCGAGUGUUGGCAAUGCUCGACUCUAUGUGAACAAUGAUCUUCUCAUUGACAACUAUGAUUGGUUUGGUCCUGCCGAAACAUUUUAUUGUUUUGGCAGCGCGGAGAAGCGAGGGAAGCUGUAUAUGACUGCUGGCCGUUCAUACGAGGUCCGCAUCGACUCGUCUUCCAAACUCUCUGUGAAGCCAGAUUCCAAUCAAUCCGACGCCAACUAUGUCUAUGGCAUUCAACCUAGCGUACGGUUUGGUUUCCUCGAGCAGCUCCCAGAGAAUCCGAUUGCAGAUGCUCUUGCUCUUGCCCAAAGGAGCGAUAUCACAAUUCUCGUCCUUGGCUUAAAUGAGGAUUGGGAGGGCGAAGGCCACGAUCGUACCACAAUGUCCCUCCCCGGGAAACAAGACGCGCUUGUGCAAACCCUCCUCAGGUCUGUCUCCCAUCCUGAAAAUGUGGUCAUUGUCAAUCAGUCAGGAUCACCCGUAGAGAUGGAUUGGGAAACUGAGGCCAGCACCAUCGUCCAAGCAUGGUAUGGUGGUCAGGAGGCUGGUAACGCUCUCUGCGAUGUUCUCAUUGGUAGGGUCAAUCCCUCAGGUCGACUUCCCAUCAGCUGGCCAUUCAAAUACAGCGAUAUGGAUUUCCAGAGGUUUAAGCACACGUGGCCUGGGGUAGAUGGACAAGUCGACUAUGCCGAAGAGACACUUGUCGGAUAUCGCUGGUAUCUUCAUGAAGGGGUCAAACCGAGAUACUGGUUCGGCUAUGGCCUUGGAUACUCGACUUUCAACAUCUCCAACCUUGAGACGUCGGAGACAACCUCAGGAUGGGAUCUUACUGCAGAAGUCAGCAAUACCGGAAAGACGGCCGGCCAGGAGGUUGUUCAGCUGUACUCAUCCCUCCUCGGUGGUGCUGGGGUCCGGGAACUCAGAUCGUUUGAGAAGACAGGCACCUUGGCCGCGGGCGAAAUGCGUACAGUGACUCUGGGUCUCGAGAAGAGGGGCCUGGCGCACUGGGAUGGAAGAUGGAUUACAGAGAAAGGCGUCUAUCUUCUGGAGGUUGGAAGGAAUGCCGGCGAUGAAAAUAUGCUGAUGGCCGAGGUGAGCGUUGACGAACGGCUAGAAUGGUGA
Molecule: messenger RNA, 2580 nt
Organism: Exophiala oligosperma
Lineage: Eukaryota; Fungi; Ascomycota; Eurotiomycetes; Chaetothyriales; Herpotrichiellaceae
Exons: 3
Coding region: 1-2580 (859 amino acids)
Biological process (GO): glucan catabolic process
Molecular function (GO): beta-glucosidase activity
Source: RefSeq, a predicted model, not a curated record